AUGGAAAACAAUGACCGGCGGCAAAGGCAGAACACGGCACCCGGCUACGCGGGCCAGCAAGGGCUCUACAAUCCAGCAGCGCACACGAGCAGGACGGGUUCCCUUACGGGACAGUCGCCCACGUCGGCGCCCGCGUCAGGCAACGCCCGCUCUGCCUACGCCUAUCCCACCUACGGCGACAGCAGCGCGCAGUUCGUGGGCAUCCAGUCCGCAUAUACAGGCGACUACCCGUCGUCCGAGCAGCAGCAGCAGCACACGCGACCCUCGGGGCAGUACCCGCAGUACGGACAGGGCCUGAUGUACAACCCUGGGGCGGCAGGCGCUGCAACUCCCGCCUCCCCGUACGAUGCCUCUAUAGCACCGUAUGCAGGCCAGCCGCGACACCAGAGCGCGGCGAUCGAGGUGCUGUCGUCCCAGUUCGGGGUGCCACAACAAUACUACAACGUCGCAGGCGACGCGGCGGCCGGCACGCAAAGCGCUGGUGCAGGCGGGCCGACUAGCGCGCCAGGACUCGCCCACAACGUCACGUCCUACGCGCAGAUGGGCUAUACAACACAACAGAGCCCGCGCGAGCAGCAACUGCAACAGCCCUCCUACGCCGCCGGCAUGACGGACCCCAGCCAGGGCGCCAGCAGUGCUUCCUUUGGGUAUGCGCAGGCUGGCGGCAGCAUUCAAGGCUCCGAGUUCGACACGGCUUACAACCAGUACCAGACGGAGCUGAAGCGCACCUUCCAGCAUGUACGAGACGGCCGGCUGGGGGAGGCGGCGACGCUGCUGAUGAACAUCUCGAAUUGGCUGCUGGGAAAUGCGGAGGCGCUUGGUCUAGUUCGCGAUGAUGAGGCCAUGCACGCAGAGCGCCUGAAGCUCUGGGACGAGUUCAACACUUGCUGGCUGACGACGCUGCAGCAGCAGAAGAACAUGCUGGAGACGGGCCAGCGCCCGCAGCCACCGCAGAGCAUCAUCGAGUACGACAGUCUCGAGGAGAUGGGCAAGCAGCUGGUGCACCUCUGCGACAACAUGGAGAAGCACGGGCUGGUGGAUUACCAGAUGGGCGUGUGGGAGGAAGAGAUCAUAAACAUGCUCACAACAUGUCUCGAUAUGCUAGAAAACAUGUCCGGCUCAGCCGGACCGACACAGCGCACUCUCUCUGCCUCAGCGCGGAGACGAUAA
This is a messenger RNA of Mytilinidion resinicola, 1170 nucleotides long. RefSeq lists its product as uncharacterized. The coding region runs from base 1 to 1170 and encodes 389 amino acids. NCBI's taxonomy places the organism in Eukaryota, Fungi, Ascomycota, Dothideomycetes, Mytilinidiales, Mytilinidiaceae. The record is from RefSeq and is a predicted model, not a curated record. The transcript is spliced from 3 exons.